AUUGCUGUCACUCUCAAGAGCUCUCUCACAGGUUCUCUCACUCUCUCCCUCCCUGUCAGUCCAGCUCCCUGUGGUCCAAGACUAAGUGUUGGUGACUCUCCUGCAAGAUCCUAUGACCAUGGCUGCUACUGGAACGUUCCGCAUGGUUUCAGAGGAAGAGCAGGCUCUGAGGUCCAAGCUGGAACACCUGACUGUGAAAGACCACGGGCCGGUGUUUGGCCCCUGCCUCAAACUGCCUGCUCACACCAUACAAAAGGCAAAGGAUGAAUUGAAUGAGACAGAGCAGACCAGAAUGUCAUCUCUGAAGGAGCUGCGAGCCAUGAUGAAGGAAAAGGCAGGAGAGGGGGAUGACCUGGCUAAGGCAGUGCUGGAGCGCUUUGGAGACAAGCCAGACUCUCUGCUCCUACGUUUCAUCAGAGCUCGCAAGUUUGACGUGGCCAGGUCCCACGAGCUCAUGAAAGGUUAUGUACGUUUCAGAAAAGAGUAUCCUGAACUCUUUGAGAGCCUCACCCCGGAGGCAGUGCGCAGUACCAUCGAGGCGGGCUACCCCGUGGUCCUGCCCAGCAGAGACAAGUAUGGCCAUGUGGUCUUGCUCUUCAACAUUGAGAACUGGGACCUGGAGGAGGUCACCUUUGAUGAGACCCUGAGGGCUUAUUGUGUGAUUCUGGAGAAGCUCUUGGAAAACGAGGAGACCCAGAUCAAUGGUUUUGUCCUGAUAGAGAACUUCAAGGGCUUCACCAUGCAGCACGCCUCUGGGAUCAAACCCACUGAGCUCAAGAAGAUGGUGGACAUGCUUCAGGAUUCCUUCCCCGCUCGUUUCAAGGCAGUCCAUGUGACUCAUCAGCCUUGGUACUUCACCACCACCUACAACGUGGUCAAACCCUUCAUGAAGAGCAAGCUGCUGGAGAGGGUGUUUGUCCAUGGCGAGGACCUUGACGGCUACCUCAAGGAAUUUGAUGCAGACAUCCUGCCAUCAGACUUCGAUGGCAAAGCCCCUGUGUCUGACUGCAAGGCCAUUGCUACCAAGCUGUUUGGAUCAGAGGACACUGCCCUUUAACCAUGUCACUGUCACCUCUACACACAAGGCUGGAAAAGUCAAUGACCUGGUCUUAACCCAGAAUCUAACACCUUAGACCCUCUGAUCUGAAAAAUAAACUCGGAUCUAAAACGUACGGUCUGUCAAUGAUGAGGUUGUUUUUUUCAGAUUUAGAAAUGUCCAUAGUUAGGUGCUAGAGACUGAUUUUAAUCUGUAGGAACAUGAGAAAGAAUAGAAUGUUUGGGGUGUCUUUACAUAGUCCCUGGAUAUGAAUGUUUGGUCAUUGUUUUUUACUGCAGAGUAAAGUGUAGGCCCUCCUUGUAAGCAUUUUUUCAGUCAGGGGUUAACUGUGAAAUUCAGAAAAAGGCCCCAAGAAUUUAUCAACAUGGCCUGAAGUAAAUUUGUUGUUCCUUGCUUUAAAUGUGCAAUAUUUUCUAUGACAUUGGACAGGAUCCACCUUUAUAAAUUGCAGACAAUAUGUACGUUACAAUAGGUACACUCUUAACCUUUCUCAAGAGAAUAUAUUAAUAAGUAAAGCUUAAGAUAGGCCUGUGUUAGUUGUUGUGUUAUCCGACAAAUAAGCCAAUUUGUUCAACAGUUGUCUUUUUGCUUAACUAAGUUUAAUUUCUUUCAAAACAUUGGCCAUAUGUCUGUGUAAAAUGGGAAUAUUGAAUUGAAUGGUUGGUUGAAAUAUUACUGUUUUGUUGUUGUUUUAUUCUUCUUUUUCUUUUCUUUUUUACAACUAAUAACAUUAAUUGUCUGUAUUGUAAUUUCUAUCCCUGUACUGCUAUAAUCAUACUCUUCAACAUUCUGACAAACUAAAUUAUCAAUCUAAUAAUCCCUGGAAUAGACAUUUACAUUUAGUCAUUUACAUUUAGUCA
This is a messenger RNA of Hypomesus transpacificus, 1917 nucleotides long. RefSeq names its product retinaldehyde binding protein 1a (gene rlbp1a). Bases 113 to 1057 code for a protein of 314 amino acids. The transcript is spliced from 8 exons. Gene Ontology annotation, cellular component: membrane. Lineage: Eukaryota; Metazoa; Chordata; Actinopteri; Osmeriformes; Osmeridae. Gene Ontology annotation, molecular function: phosphatidylinositol bisphosphate binding. The record is from RefSeq and is a predicted model, not a curated record.